AUCAGCCCCGGAGCCGAGUUGAACGCGAGCCUCUUGUCUGAACCGGAGAGCGAGCUCACAUCAUUCAGUGGCGCAUGCUUUACGGAGUUAUGUACCUCGCGCUGUCUUGCCCUCUGAACUGCCUGCCGUCAUGGAUUGCAAACCGCGCGCGAAACCACUACUACUUUGUAUUUUUCUGUUCAUCUUGUCGUUUAUUUGCCCAGCACUUCUGAUCAUCCACCCGUCCAAUGAAGUGAACCUGUUGGACUCCAAAGCCAGCCAGGGGGAGCUGGGAUGGAUCUCCUACCCAUCACACGGGUGGGAGGAGAUCAGCGGAGUUGACGAGCACUACACUCCCAUCAGGACCUUCCAGGUGUGUAACGUGAUGGAGUACAGUCAGAACAACUGGCUGAGGACCAACUGGAUCCCCCGCCAGUCGGCCAAGAAGAUCUACGUGGAGCUAAAGUUCACCCUGAGAGACUGUAACUCCAUCCCCCUGGUCCUGGGGACCUGUAAGGAGACCUUCAACCUGCUGUACCUGGAGACGGAUGAGGACCAGGGCAGCCGCUUCAGAGAACACCAGUUCUCCAAGAUCGACACCAUCGCUGCAGAUGAGAGCUUCACUCAAAUGGACCUGGGGGACCGCAUUCUGAAGCUCAACACGGAGGUCCGGGAGGUGGGGCCUGUUACCAAGAAGGGCUUCUACCUGGCGUUCCAGGACGUGGGGGCGUGUGUGGCCCUGGUGUCAGUCAGGGUGUACUUUAAGAUGUGCCCGUUCAUCGUUAGGAACCUGGCCUCAUUCCCUGACACGGUGCCCAUGGACACUCAUUCAUUGGUGGAGGUGAAGGGCUCGUGUGUCAAUCACUCAAAGGAGCAGGAGCCACCACGUAUGUACUGUAGCACAGAGGGAGAGUGGCUAGUGCCCAUAGGGAAGUGUCUGUGUAACGUCGGCUAUGAGGAGAGAGGGAGUUCCUGCCAAGCAUGCAGAGCAGGGUUCUAUAAGUCUCUGCUGGGUAACGUCCAGUGUUCUAAGUGUCCACCUCUCUCUCUCUCCUUCUCUCUCCAGCAUGCAGAGCAGGGUUCUAUAAGUCUCUGCUGGGUAACGUCCAGUGUUCUAAGUGUCCACCCCACAGCUUCACCCAUCAUGAGGGAGCUCUACACUGUGGCUGUGAGAAAAACUACUUCCGCGCUGAUGGAGACCCGCCAUCUACGGCCUGCACACGUCCUCCCUCAGCUCCUCGUAAUGUGAUCUCAGUCAUCAACGAAACCUCAGUGAUUCUGGACUGGUCCUGGCCAGAGGACACGGGAGG
Oncorhynchus nerka (sockeye salmon) is the source of this 1289-nucleotide messenger RNA. RefSeq names its product ephrin type-A receptor 3-like. Gene Ontology annotation, cellular component: dendrite; plasma membrane. NCBI's taxonomy places the organism in Eukaryota, Metazoa, Chordata, Actinopteri, Salmoniformes, Salmonidae. Gene Ontology annotation, molecular function: transmembrane-ephrin receptor activity; ATP binding; protein binding. Bases 131 to 1228 code for a protein of 365 amino acids. Gene Ontology annotation, biological process: axon guidance; protein phosphorylation; ephrin receptor signaling pathway. The record is from RefSeq and is a predicted model, not a curated record. The transcript has 5 exons.